AGCAAGUUCGAUUGAAAACAGUACCGGCCGCACCGGUGUUAAAUAAUCCAUUACUGACGUCACAUUUUUUUUAUUUUUCGCACACUCUAACCUUGUGUCGCAAAGCGUGCAAAUCGACCACAAUUCGCGUUUAGCUAAAACCGAUCGACAUGACCGCAGUUCACUCCACGCCGAUAAACUUGCGAGAAAACAGAUAAUUCCUUUAAUUGAUUACAAGAAUUCCCUUUUAUGUUUGCAUUGUGUUAGUCAUAGCCGACCGGCGAAAAUGCUAUUCGACUGGUGAACAUAACGAACUGCCACUUCUUCCACGAUGGAAAGACCGCUUUUGGUGAUGGUGUUCGUGGGACUGUGCUGUGCCGAAGUGACCGCUCUGGAGAUUAAAAUUCCUCAGGUGCCGUCCAUCAGCACGAUCGUUAACAGGAUCACCAACACCACGUUUGGUAUAGUCCGCGGCGGAAUAAACGCCGUUUCGCGGACCGUAGACCGAAUAAUAGACACCUUCGGCCGAGUCGAAGACCGCCUGCGCCACCUCCUCGAGGAGUUCCGCAAACUAAUCCUCCGGGGAAUCCCGGAACUCAGCAUCCCCAUCCUCGACCCGCUCCACAUCGAAAAAAUCGAAUUCGACGUCGUCCACGACGCGGCAGGCCUUAAAGGUAACGUCCAAGACGUAACAGUCCGGCACAUCUCCAAGUUCGUCAUCGACGACGAAAAGUUCAAGGAUUUGGGCGGGCUGAGGUAUAAGCUGGACCUGAACCUGACCUUCCCGCGUUUAACCAUAGACGGCUUCUACAAGCUCAACGGACUCGUCGGGGAUUCCAUUCCCAUUUUCGGCGAGGGCGAGUUCUGGUUGAAUCUGAUCGAUUUUAAACUGGCCAUUUCGACGGUGAUCCAGUUCGACCACCUCAAGUUGAAGCUAACGUCUUUGUUUAUUAAUAUUAAGUUGAGGAAGCUGGAGAAUCACUUUGACAAUUUUAUGCACGACGAGGAAAUCGGGGAGCUAUUUAAUAAGGCAAUUUCGAAAAUGGCACCGGAAGCUAUCGAUCUGUUGUGGCCCGAUAUUAAGAAACCGAUCGAGGAACAAGUCAAGAAUUAUGUAAACAGUGUGUUCGACAAUGCAACUAUAUCAAGUCUCGCCAGAAGACUGUUCAAUGUUAAGUGAAUAUGAAGCAGAAUUCCUUUAGUUGUAGCCUAAUGUAGUAUUAAUACACGAGAAUGAUUUAUUUUUAUUA
Messenger RNA from Zophobas morio, 1229 nucleotides. RefSeq lists its product as uncharacterized. The transcript has 6 exons. Lineage: Eukaryota; Metazoa; Arthropoda; Insecta; Coleoptera; Tenebrionidae. The record is from RefSeq and is a predicted model, not a curated record. Bases 311 to 1159 code for a protein of 282 amino acids.